AUGAGGUCUAUAACUCUCCUCCUCUUCCUCAGUCUGUCCCACUCAGCAGCAGGCAGGGAGACGGCGAAGGUGGAGGACAAUGCCACACAGCUGAGCCUCCAGCCUGAUGUUUGGAGGGAGGUGAGGGAGCUCAGAGACCUGGUGGUGGAGCAGAGAGCAGAGCUGAACGUCCUGAAGAGCAGACUGACGUCCUCAGAGAGCGAGCUGCAGGAGCUGAGGGAGGAGCUGCAGGCAAUCAGGACAAAAACAGAGAGUCCAAAGGUGGCGUUCACUGCUGCUCUGACAGAUUCAGGACUGCUGGGACCCUUCAACACCGACACCACCAUCGUUUACUCCAAAGUCUUCACCAACACUGGCCAGGCCUACAACCCCUUCACAGGUAUCUUCACAGCCCCGGUCAAAGGAGUCUACUACUUCAGAUUCACGGGCAUGGAUCACCGCUCUGCGGUGCACAUGGGCGUGGCUUUGUAUAAGAACGGGCAGAGACUUAUGCUAACCUACGAAAUAAACGUUAAUAAUGGAUAUUUUGAACACAUGUCGAACGGAGCGACUCUGGAGCUAGAGAAAGGCGACACGGUCUAUCUCCGCCUCCCUGCCAACAAAGGACUUUAUGACAACAACGAGAGCCACAACACGUUCAGCGGCUUCCUGCUUUUCACUUUGUAA
Messenger RNA from Chelmon rostratus (copperband butterflyfish), 666 nucleotides. RefSeq names its product complement C1q tumor necrosis factor-related protein 3-like. The record is from RefSeq and is a predicted model, not a curated record. The transcript has 3 exons. Gene Ontology annotation, molecular function: protein binding. The coding region runs from base 1 to 666 and encodes 221 amino acids. Lineage: Eukaryota; Metazoa; Chordata; Actinopteri; Chaetodontiformes; Chaetodontidae.